AUGGCCGGUAUAGGGGAAAUUUCUAAGAAUUCUUCCAAGUCGAGAUGGUGGAUGGAUUUAUUAGCUUUAGAUAAGAAACUUCCGGAGAUUUUUUUUGUGAUAAUGUGUUCUUUCGUAUUGGGAAUGGAUGUCUCAAUUGCAGGGAUGGGCAGUUGGAUUCAAGGCGAGUGGCGCUGGAGUGAUUUGGGCCUGAAUAAUUUGCCCGCGGGAGCCACUGGUACAGCAGCGCUGCUGUAUGGUUUGCUGCGCCAGGCUGUUGGUCCGUCUAGGGGCAGCGACGUCGACGUCCCUUUUUGGAGAUUGACGGGUCAUCAUUGGUUUACGGUGUCUUCUUGCUACGAGGACAUUUGCACAAGGAAGGUAGUUUUCGGCCCCCCAAACCGUUUCAACUUUGUUAUGGAGUUCAUUUGGAAGAUUGAUGUUCCUUUAAAGUGUAAAGUUUUCGGUUGGCGGUGUCUUCGUGAUAGGAUUCCGACUAAAGACUCGCUUGUCCGUAGAGGUAUCCCUCUUUCUCCCUCGGCUCUGUCUUGUUCUUUUUGUGGUGUUUGUAGUGAAACUUCCUGCCAUUCUCUUCUUCUUUGUCGUACGGUGGAUGAUGUUUGGAGGUAUAUUGCUUCAUGGAUUGGUUUGGUGGAUUAUAAGGCGGAGAAUUUUAAAGAGAGUUUUUGGAUUUGGCAUUCUUUUUGUAAUAGGAAGAAAGUUAAAAGAGGUAAGCUAGGAUGCGCUUGGUUGGCAACUCUUUGGACGUUGUGGUUACAUAGGAACAAGAUUAUAUUCAAGAAUUUUGGAUGGAAUUCUAGGGAUGUUGGUUGGGAUGUUAAAGUGUUGGUUUGGAGGUGGGCUUUUAUUUGGAAUAUUGCUCAUGCCAAUUGUAACUUUUAUGAGUUUGACAAAAACCCUUUGUUUUUCCUAAGUUAG
Molecule: messenger RNA, 918 nt
Organism: Vicia villosa (hairy vetch)
Lineage: Eukaryota; Viridiplantae; Streptophyta; Magnoliopsida; Fabales; Fabaceae
Exons: 2
Coding region: 1-918 (305 amino acids)
Source: RefSeq, a predicted model, not a curated record